Molecule: messenger RNA, 2458 nt
Organism: Microplitis demolitor
Lineage: Eukaryota; Metazoa; Arthropoda; Insecta; Hymenoptera; Braconidae
Gene: FucTB
Product: alpha-(1,3)-fucosyltransferase B
Exons: 6
Coding region: 1124-2419 (431 amino acids)
Cellular component (GO): membrane
Molecular function (GO): alpha-(1->3)-fucosyltransferase activity
Source: RefSeq, a predicted model, not a curated record
CUAAGUUACACGGCCAUGAAUAAUACAAGACUCAUCAUAAUGUAGGUGUAUAGUAUAAGAGAUGAUAAAAAUCAUAGUUCUUAAAUCUAUAAGAGAUUUAAUACAUUGGUGCUGAAAUUAUAAUGGUUCUCAAGUCAAAUGCAGUAAAAUAUGCCAGUGUCCAAAUUUAAAAGACUAAAAAAACCUCUAUCUCAAAUAGUCAUUGAAUUCUAAAUACAUCUGAAAUAAAUAUCAAAGAAAUUUAACGUUAUAGGGAAUAUGUAACUACUGACAUUUAUUGACACAGCACUUAACUACCAUUGUUGAUAAUUUAAUGGUAACCGUAAUUAUAAAGCUGCUAAGCAUUACGGACACAAACAUACAAGGUCUACAAAAACUGCGGGGACGUAAUAUAUUGGCAGCAUUUAGUUGAAGGCUUAAAGCUACUGUGGAGUUAAAUCGAACUAGCUGCCAAUUGCAUUGAUAUUACUUAUGACAAGUACAUAAUUAGCUUGACACUUAAUACAUAAGUCACUUAAAUAUGUUGCGUUAUAAUAUCUAUGUAUUUAUAAGUGAGAGAUGAUUUUAUAUAAGUUUUCUAAGUUACACGGUCAUGAAUAAUACAAGACUCAUCAUAAUGUAGGUGUAUAGUAUAAGAGAUGAUAAAAAUCAUAGGUCUUAAAUCUAUAAGAGAUUUAAUACGUUGGUGCUGAAAUUAUAGUGGUUCUAAAGUCAAAUGCAUUGAAAUAUGGCAGUGUCUAAAUUUGAAAGACUAAAAAAACCUCUAUCUCAAACAAUCAUUGGAAUCAAAUACAUGCGCCAUAAAUAUCAACCGCUUCGUAGCUCUAUAGGGAACAAACAGCAACUGACGUUCAGUAGCACUGUAGAUAACUAGCUUUUAGGACAAUUCGAUGGCACCCAAACUCAAACCAGACAGGGGGCGAGGCAUAAUGACAGCAAGUGAAUAUGACUAAGAUAUGUCAUGUAGAUAAUUCUUAUGGUAGUUUAAAUGAUGGUUUCUGAUGGUCAAUAGUAUAGUCGGUAGAUUAGUUUUGUAAAUGUACUUUACCCCAUAGCUUGCCUUCGAUCAAACUUAUUCGAAUUGUAAUGAUUUGCAUCUCCAUUGUUAGACUAAACAUUUUCAAUGAAGAACAAAAUUAAAUUCCGGAAAACUUGUCAAUUAAUUGUUAUUUUUUCCUUCAUUCUUUUAUUACUUCAGGUCUACUUUAUGCUGCAAGAAUAUGAAAAUGAAGCUACCUCAGAUAUACCAAUUGUUUUAUGGUGGACACCCUUUGGUUCCGAUGAACAAUUAAGAAAAUGUGGAGAUGUCAAAUGUUAUUUUACUAAGAAUCGAUCGGUUCUAACGAAUUCUCGACUUCAGGCCAUUUUAUUUUACGGCAGUAAUAUUGAAUUCAAUGAUUUACCAUUUCCUCGACAAACCAACGUAAGUUGGGGUUUACUUCAUGAAGAAUCUCCAAGAAAUAAUUUAAUUUUAGUACAAGAAGAAGCACUUCAAUUAUUUAAUUACUCAGCUACAUUUAGUCGAUUCAGCGACUUACCGAUCAAUUUGGUUGAUUUACCGAGCAAACAAGAGUUAUUAGAUAAAAAAUAUUUUUUGCCAACAUCGGAAAAAACGCAACUGAUGAAACAAAAAAAUUUGGCACCAGUAUUAUUUAUUCAAUCGAAUUGCGACACAAUGAAUGGCCGUGAUUUGUUUGUUUCUCAGUUGAUGAAAUAUAUUCCAGUAGAUUCUUAUGGAUCUUGUAUCAACAAUAAGCUUUUGCCGAAAGAAUUACAAGAAAACUAUCUCAAUAAACUGAAUAGUCGUGAAUUUUUGAAAUUUGUUGGGCAGUAUAAGUUCACUUUGGCAAUUGAAAAUGCGAUUUGUGAAGAUUAUAUCACCGAAAAAUUGUGGAGACCUUUAAUAGUCGGUUCAGUACCCAUCUAUUAUGGUUCGCAGUCGUUCAAGGACUGGCUUCCGAAUAAUCAUUCAGCCAUUGCUAUAAACGAAUUCAAAACUCCCAAAAUACUUGCAGAAUACUUGCGAGAGCUUGUAAAUGAUGACGUAAAGUACGAUAAUUACUUAAGGCAUAAACUAGUAAAAAAUGGCAUUACUAAUAGUUAUUUACUCAAUAUCUUACAAAAGAAACCAAAAAAUCUUUUUAACAAUUUUGGAUAUUAUGUCAAAAAAUUUGAAUGCUUUGUUUGUAAAAAAUCACUAUCUUCCAUUAAACCGCACACGGUAACGAAAAAACAUUAUAAUUGUUCCAAGCCAAGAAACAUUUAUACAAAUAAAAAAAAUCAAUGGUCAGUUAUGUGGGAAAUUGAGUCUUGUGCUGCGAAACUUUUGUAUCGUUUGUUUUCUCAGAACAAAACAAUCGAUAUCAAUAAAUUCCACAAAGAAAAAAUUAAAAUGUACAAAGACAAAAAAUGUCUUUAAUUGAAACCUUAGUAUUAAAAUAAAAAAGUCUUUUAUUUU